UCGUGCGCCAGUCUUCUUGCAGCGGACUGGGAGCCGGCUGCUUGUUGCAGUGCGCGGUGCGAACCAUCACACGCGAGUUCGCGGUCAUAGGCUCGAACGAACAUCGAAUUCGACGGUCAGUGCGGUGACCAUGAUGAUGGACAACGGGUUGAUAACAAAUAAUUAUGAAUAUGGGGACGGGUACAUGGAACAGGAGGAGGAGUGGGAGCGCGAAGGUCUCCUAGACCCGGCUUGGGAGAAGCAACAGAAAAAGACCUUCACAGCAUGGUGCAACAGUCACUUACGGAAGGCUGGCACUGGCAUCGAAAACAUCGAAGACGACUUUCGUAAUGGCCUCAAGCUCAUGCUGCUUCUGGAGGUGAUCUCCGGCGAGACCCUGCCCAAGCCCGACCGCGGCAAAAUGCGCUUUCACAAAAUCGCCAACGUCAACAAAGCCCUGGACUUCAUCGCCUCCAAAGGCGUCAAAUUGGUAUCAAUUGGUGCUGAAGAAAUCGUUGACGGCAAUCUCAAGAUGACCCUUGGUAUGAUCUGGACCAUUAUUCUGCGAUUCGCCAUCCAGGACAUCUCAGUGGAAGAAAUGACCGCUAAGGAAGGUCUCCUCCUGUGGUGUCAACGCAAAACAGCACCUUACAAGAACGUGAACGUCCAAAACUUCCACCUGUCCUUCAAGGAUGGUCUGGCGUUCUGUGCCCUUAUCCACAGGCACAGACCCGACCUCAUCGACUACAGCAAACUCUCCAAGGAUAACCCCCUGGAGAACCUUAAUACAGCCUUCGAUGUCGCUGAGAAGUACCUCGAUAUCCCCCGCAUGUUGGACCCCGACGACCUAAUAAACACACCAAAGCCGGACGAGCGCGCCAUAAUGACCUAUGUGUCAUGUUACUACCACGCUUUCCAAGGCGCGCAACAGGCUGAAACUGCCGCGAACCGCAUCUGCAAAGUUCUCAAAGUCAACCAAGAGAACGAACGCCUGAUGGAAGAGUACGAGCGUCUUGCCAGUGACCUACUGGACUGGAUCCGUCGCACGAUGCCCUGGCUGAACAGCCGCCAGACCGACAACUCGCUUGCCGGGUGCCAGAAGAAACUGGAAGACUACCGUACUUACAGGCGUAAACACAAGCCUCCUCGCGUAGAGCAGAAGGCCAAGCUUGAGACCAACUUCAACACCUUGCAGACCAAGCUGCGCUUGAGCAACCGCCCCGCGUACAUGCCCACCGAAGGCAAGAUGGUUUCUGACAUCGCUCAAGCAUGGAAGGGUCUGGAAAUCGCUGAGAAGGCAUUCGAAGAAUGGCUACUCAGCGAAAUGAUGCGCCUCGAGCGUCUGGAGUAUUUGGCCCAGAAGUUCAAGCACAAGGCUGACAUCCACGAAGACUGGACCAGAGGAAAGGAGGAAAUGUUGCAAUCUCAAGACUUCCGUCAGUGCAAGCUGUACGACAUCAAGGCUCUGAAGAAGAAGCACGAGGCGUUCGAGUCCGACCUCGCCGCGCACCAGGACCGCGUCGAACAGAUCGCCGCCAUUGCCCAGGAACUCAACACACUGGAAUACCACGAAGUAGCGAGCGUGAACGCCCGCUGCCAGCGCAUCUGCUCGCAGUGGGACCGGCUGGGCGCGCUGACGCAGCGCCGCCGCCACGCGCUGGACGACGCCGAGCGCGUGCUCGAGCAGAUCGACCUGCUGCACCUCGAGUUCGCCAAGCGAGCCGCGCCCUUCAACAACUGGUUGGACGGCACCCGCGAGGACCUGGUGGACAUGUUCAUCGUGCACACCAUCGAGGAGAUCUCCGGCCUCAUGGACGCGCACGCUCGCUUCAAGUCUACCCUUGGAGAGGCCGACAAGGAAUAUCAGGCGAUAGUGAACUUGGUACACCAAGUGGAAUCCAUCGUAAAGCAACACCAAAUCCCUGGCGGAUUGGAGAACCCCUACACUACUCUUACUGCUCACGAGCUGAACCGCAAGUGGUCUGACGUGAGGCAGCUGGUUCCCCAACGGGACGGCACUUUGGCGGCCGAGCUCCGCAAGCAGCAGAACAACGAGACUCUCCGCAGACAGUUCGCGGAGAAGGCCAACGCCGUCGGGCCCUGGAUCGAGCGGCAGAUGGACGCCGUCACCGCCAUUGGAAUGGGCUUGCAGGGCUCGCUGGAAGACCAGUUGCACAGGCUGAAGGAGUACGAGGCAGGCGUGUACGCGUACAAACCACAUAUUGAGGAGCUGGAACGCAUCCACCAGGCUGUGCAGGAAGGCAUGAUCUUCGAGAACAGAUAUUCGCAAUACACAAUGGAAACUCUGCGCGUGGGCUGGGAACAAUUGCUUACUUCCAUCAACCGCACCAUCAACGAGGUGGAGAACCAGAUCCUGACGCGCGACUCCAAGGGCAUCACGCAAGAACAGCUGACGGAGUUCCGCUCUUCGUUCAACCACUUCGACAAGAACCGCACAGGCCGCCUAGCCCCUGAAGAGUUGAAGUCGUGCUUGGUGUCGGUGGGCUACAGCAUCGGCAAGGACCGGCAAGGAGAGCUGGACUUCCAGCGGAUACUCGCCGUCGUUGACCCCAACAACACCGGAUACGUAUCGUUCGAUGCGUUCUUGGACUUCAUGACGAGGGAAUCAACAGACACGGACACCGCUGAACAGGUCAUCGACAGCUUCAGGAUUCUAGCUGGUGACAAGCCGUACAUCACAGCCGAGGAGCUGCGCCGCGAGCUGCCGCCGGACCAGGCGGAGUACUGCGUGGCGCGCAUGCCGCCGUACCGCGCGGCCGGCGCCCCGCCCGGCGCGCUCGACUACAUGGCCUUCUCCACCGCGCUCUACGGCGAGACCGACCUCUAGACACAGGUUCGGGGUCAGCCAUCGGACACUGUCGACCAUCCACCAAAUGGAAGCACUGCUGCGCUCUGCUAACUAACGAGUCUUCUUGGAGCCGGCGAUCACCACACACUUAGAUAACUUUACAUCAACUGUUACAAAACACACUAAAUGGUUAAUGUAUCGCAAAUUAUCUUUGUGUUAACAGUUCUGUUAAAUAUGUGCAAUGUUCAAACCAAAAAUGCCAUUAACUUUCAUACAGUAAAACACUACUCCCUAAUGUUUAGUAACCUUUUGGCUCAAAUCGGAGAACCAUUAUAUGUUUACAACUCUCUAUUUAUACAUUAGCAUUAGGUAAUUUUUAACUUUUAUAUGAAAUUCUCAGGGAAGUCACAACUUAUUUGUAAGAUAUAUGGUGCUAAUGUUAGGCUUGACUAAUGUGUGACACCAAAAUAAGACUCAUUCGCAUUGUGAGAAUGUUUUGUUAUAUUUUUUUAUUUAUAAGCAAACAUUAUUUAUACAAGUUCAAUUUUUAAUUACUGCCAUUAGUAAUUAUAGUACUUCGAAUGUAGGUACUAAAAGUUAAGUUGUCAAAAUUUAAAAAUGUUGCAGGGAAGUGUCACACAAAUUAUAUUAUUUAUAUAUCACAUAAAAUGCCAUAGCUUGCCUGCAUCUAUUUAUUAUCAUUUUGGAUAUCAUUUUUAUAUUAUUUUAGUUGUGAGAGUAUUUAGGAAAAAGUACUCAAAAUAAAAUGAUCUGCCAUA
Amyelois transitella is the source of this 3567-nucleotide messenger RNA. RefSeq names its product alpha-actinin, sarcomeric (gene Actn). The transcript has 20 exons. The coding region runs from base 131 to 2827 and encodes 898 amino acids. Gene Ontology annotation, biological process: muscle cell development; actin cytoskeleton organization. Lineage: Eukaryota; Metazoa; Arthropoda; Insecta; Lepidoptera; Pyralidae. Gene Ontology annotation, cellular component: plasma membrane; cell projection; cell junction. Gene Ontology annotation, molecular function: calcium ion binding; actin filament binding. The record is from RefSeq and is a predicted model, not a curated record.